Molecule: messenger RNA, 486 nt
Organism: Carica papaya (papaya)
Lineage: Eukaryota; Viridiplantae; Streptophyta; Magnoliopsida; Brassicales; Caricaceae
Source: RefSeq, a predicted model, not a curated record
AUGGAGUUCAUCAUGAAGAUCGUCGUCACCAUAGCCAUAACCGUGGCGGUAACCAUCUCCGUCACCAUGAUGAGCGUCGGUCAAGUCGAUAACGAUCAGAUUCAUCAGAGGAGCAGCAACAUGCAAAAUGAAAUGAAGAAGCUUUCAGCAAUGGCGGAUGCGGUGCCCAAGAGGGUGAGUAGAUUUCUGAAGGAGACGAAGAAGCCGAGAAACCCUAAUGCUGCAGACCAUUGCCAUAAGGACCCUCAGGUCUGCCACGUUCAAAGCGGCGGCGUCGGAAACUCCACGUGCUGUAAUAACAAGUGCUUGGAUCUGUCGAUUGAUAAACACAAUUGCGGAGCGUGCAAGAACAAGUGCAAAUUCAUGGAGGAGUGUUGCAGAGGACAGUGCGUCAACUUGUCUUUUGAUAAGAGGCAUUGUGGGUUCUGCAACCACCGGUGCAAAGAUGGUGAAUAUUGUGUGUAUGGGAUGUGUAAUUACGCUUAA